CAGUUCUUAUCGAUGUCAGCUAUCUUCAGAAAAACACAUUCACCAAGAAUGGGUAACACAACCAGUGAGCCAGCUCAGGGUCCCAUUUAUUUAAAAUCGCUACAGCCGUCAACUGUUCGUCGGGAAACUACAGACCAUGAUCCUGAUAUUACAUCACGACCCGAAGAUGUGAGUUUGUCGGUUGGCAUGUCACAUGACUUCAAGGUAGCUUAUCAAGCCUUCAAUGGGCCAGUAGAAAUCACGGUUGAGAAGAACAAUGGAACAGAUCUACUUUCUUUUGAAACGAUCAGCCGAUGUGCAGAGAUCAUCCUACAAAUUGACCGUGCACAAAAACAACACGAUGGCACCUACAAAAUCAAAAUCAAGGACGAAUCACGCAGCACAAGAAGGUCGGCCAAUCCAGCACAGGCUUCAUGGAAGGUUAAGGUGAUGUGACUACGCACUUUACAUUUGAGAUCUGAGAGCAAGCACGUCUGCAAAACGGUGCAGCAUAUGACAUACCAAGACUUACAAUGUCCACUUGAACAACAAACUCCAUCUUCAUGGACAAAAAUGCUGUAAUUUACCCAAGUAAAUGUGCAACAGUUGCACCAAAAGAACGCCAUUAUUCCCAACCUCCAUACCUAGUCCCUUCUAUGGUAACGUCCGUCGAAUUAUGAAAAAUACUGUUACGGAAAAUAUUACACCUACUCCAAAUUUCAAAGACGAUCAAGUUGUUAAAAUUAGCGUCACAAUUGAAAAAAAUUACGGAGCUUCAAUAAUGGAAUGUAGAUCACUGCACCUUUGCAAUUUUGGGGCUGUGGUGACAGGAUAGGGAUGAUAUGUACAUGAUAUCUCUCUGAUACCUGAAAUAUAUAUUACUAACUUGAGCUUCCUCUAACAAUCUAAUUUUUUAAAAUUGAAAUAUAUUGGUAGUGCAUAACCAAUUUUUCUUUUUAUUUUGGUUUAAAAUGAUUGACAAAUAUAGGAGCAAAUCAUAAUGAAAAGAAAAAGCUAUUUUGAAAGUUUCGAGUUUUCUUUUCCAGUCUGUAUAAUCUUUCAAGCAAUCUUUGUCCCGCGAUUUUCUUUGUUUAAAGGGCAGGAACCUCAGCAAAACUACAAAGUACGGUAGGGAACUACAGCUUUUCAAAUCAACUUGUUUAUUCCUGACGUAAAUACCCGAACCAUAGGACUGUAACAGCACUACCACACAACAACCGCAUUUGAAAUAAAAUGUUUUUCGUGAUGGGUAAUGGCCAUGAA
Molecule: messenger RNA, 1242 nt
Organism: Acanthaster planci (crown-of-thorns starfish)
Lineage: Eukaryota; Metazoa; Echinodermata; Asteroidea; Valvatida; Acanthasteridae
Source: RefSeq, a predicted model, not a curated record